GAUGCUUGUUUUUCGCUUUACCGAAGCCGUCUGAAGGCAAGACAGCGGGCCCAGGGCAGAGACAUACAGCAGCUCCGGGGCGGUCUCCUYGCCCCUCGCCAAAGCCGCCUUCACCGCGCUCGCGAUCUCUCCUGGACACUUAGGAAGGCGAAGAGGAGAGAGCUCGCCUUCCCUCUGAAGCMGAGGAAAAGCAGCCGAAGACAUCGCAGGCGCCUGUGAAAGUCCCWGCGACUCCAAGUGAGGAAGUGACACUCCCAAGCGAGCCGGCCCGCAGCUGCCAGCUCUGCACGGCCUCAGGCACCGCGGCCCUGGAGGCGCGCGGGGUGGAUUUCAGGCUCUGCUGGCUCGGCCGCGCUCCCCGCCGCGCCCCGGCCCGCGCGCGCCGGCACCCGGGCUCGCAACCCCUCGGGGUCCAUGCCCAGCGCCCGCGGCCCAAGUCCUUCGGUUCGCCCAUGCGGACCCCCGGCGCCGCGCUGCAGCCAGUGAUCUAACCCCGGAGACCAUCGUCCGCGCGGUGCCUAGCAGAGAGAGGGAGAGACGGAGGGGCAGCCUCUUUGGGACUAACUCAUGAAGAACAAGGGUGCCAAGCAGAAGCUGAAACGAAAGGGGGCCGCCAGUGCAUUUGGCUGUGACCUGACGGAGUAUCUGGAAAGCUCAGGACAAGAUGUUCCAUAUGUGUUGAAGAGCUGUGCAGAGUUCAUAGAGACUCACGGCAUUGUAGAUGGAAUCUACCGGCUUUCAGGAGUCACCUCAAACAUACAACGGCUAAGGCAAGAGUUUGGCUCAGAUCAAUGUCCAGAUCUGACAAGGGAAGUGUACCUCCAGGACAUCCACUGUGUGGGCUCCCUCUGCAAGCUCUACUUCAGGGAGCUGCCCAACCCCCUCCUGACUUACGAGCUCUAUGGGAAAUUCACGGAGGCAGUGUCAUAUUGCCCAGAAGAAGGCCAACUGGCCAGAAUCCAAAAUAUUAUCCAGGAGCUUCCCCCAUCCCAUUAUAGGACCUUGGAAUACCUGAUUCGACACCUGGCCCACAUCGCCUCCUUCAGCAGCAAGACCAACAUGCAUGCCAGGAACCUGGCCCUGGUGUGGGCACCAAACCUCCUCAGGUCUAAAGAAAUCGAGGCCACUGGUUGCAAUGGAGAUGCAGCCUUCCUUGCAGUCCGGGUCCAGCAAGUGGUGAUUGAGUUUAUAUUGAAUCAUGUGGAUCAAAUCUUCAGCAACGAUGCUCCUGCGUCUCUGGAGAAUGAUGAAAAUCGGCCCAUCAUAAAGAGCCUGACGCUGCCAGCCCUGUCCCUGCCCAUGAAGUUGGUAAGCCUGGAGGAAGCUCAGGCCCGCAACCUGGCUACCGACCAUCCUGCCCGGAAGGAAAGGAGGGAGAACAGCCUGCCUGAGAUUGUGCCUCCCAUGGGCACCCUCUUCCACACCGUCCUGGAGCUACCAGACAACAAGAGAAAGCUUUCCAGUAAAUCAAAGAAGUGGAAAUCUAUAUUUAACCUGGGACGUUCUGGAUCAGACUCCAAAUCAAAGCUGAGCAGAAAUGGGAGUGUAUUUGUGAGAGGACAGAGGCUCUCAGUGGAGAAGGCUACCAUCCGACCAGCCAAAAGCAUGGACUCUCUGUGUUCAGUGCCUGUGGAAGGAAAAGAAACGAAAGGAAAUUUCAACCGAACAGUCACCACCGGUGGAUUUUUCAUUCCCGCCACGAAAAUGCACUCCACCAACACUGGCAGCUCCUGUGACCUCAGCAAGCAGGAGGGUGAAUGGGGCCAGGAGGGGAUGCCCGCGGGCGCGGAGGGGGGCUUUGAUGUGAGCAGCGACCGAAGCCAACUUCAGUGCACUCAGAUCCGUCCCCCACCGGAGCAACUGAAGGUGUUCCGGCCCAUCGAGGAUCCAGAGAGCGAGCAAAUAGCCCCGAAGAUGCUGGGUAUGUUUUAUACCUCGAGCGACAGCCCUAGCAAGUCCGUCUUCACCAGCAGCCUCUUCCAGAUGGAGCACUCGCCGCGUCACCAGCGCAAGGCACUGAACAUCUCCGAGCCCUUUGCGGUGUCCGUGCCGCUCCGAGUGUCCGCGGUAAUCAGCACCAACAGCACCCCGUGCAGAACACCCCCAAAGGAGUUGCAGUCUCUGUCCAGCCUAGAAGAGUUUUCUUUCCAGGGGUCAGAGAGCGGAGGUUGGCCAGAAGAGGAGAAACCACUGGGAGCCGAGACUUCUACAGCUUCUAUCACUAAGAAGGCAGCUCUGGAAGAUGCCCCACCAGGACCUGAAGGCCUGGGGACAGUGGAAUGCAACCAAAGCCUUUCCCUGGAGCCAGGUACCCAGACGGAGGAGAAGAAGACCUCGGAGAUCUCCCUGGGCUCUCAAAAUUUAAGGGAAUUAGAGAAGAGGAUGAAUCCGGAGAAGGUGGUUGAGGAAAGGCGAGAGGCUGAGGAUGUGGAGACCAACGCUCUGCAGGAGUGCCCCGGGAUCAGAACAGAAGCCAUGUUUCUCCAUGAGAUGGAUGAAGAUGAUCUGGCUAAUGCCCUGAUAUGGCCCGAGAUUCAACAGGAGCUUAAAAUCAUUGAAUCUGAGGAGGAACUUGCGUCAUUGCCACCAUCUGUUCAGAAGAUAAGCCUAAUUCUGCCCAGUUUUGAGUCAAGUCCAGGGGCCUUUGCUUCCCCAGAGCUUCCUGGGAGUGUCUCUCUUGCCUCCGCCCCCUCUCCAGUCUCCGCCCCCCAGGAGGAGGGGACUAAGGGCUCAACCAAUCAGAGUACAAUGGAUGCUGCCGCGGCAGCCAAUAGAGAGAAGCCAGAGUCAACCAGAGUCCACAGAUCUGAGUCUGGGCUGCGUCCAGACCCUGCUACUCUGGCUCCUCUAGAAAUAAUUCCUUUUGAGGAGGCGUCUCCACCGGCAAGGACUGAGGCUGGACGCCCCGGGAAUCUCUCUCCUCCGCUUCCUCCUGCUCCUCCCCCUCCAACUCCUCUGGAGGAGGCGCCUGGAAUCCUGCUGUCAAAGGGAGGUGUUGAGAGAGAAGAUCCAUCCAGGAAUUUGAGGACAAAUCCUUAUAUAGAGCAGCCGGGGUCCAAAGAUAGCCCUGGGAUCUCUAGUCUCUGUCAGGGAGAGGAGGUCACUCCAAGACAAAGUGAAAAACAAACUUCAAAGAACGCUGCUCCAGAGGGGGAAGUCCUUGGUUUUCCAAGCCCAACAAAGGAGGUUGAGAUCUCCCCACAUGGAGAGGGCGAUGUAGCCCAGUCAGUACAGGAGCCUUCAGACUGUGAUGAAGAUGACACUGUGACAGACAUUGCUCAGCACGUCCUGGAGAUGGUGGAGCCCUGGGAGGAACCCCAAUGGGUGACAAGCCCUCUUCACUCUCCCACACUGAAAGAAGUUCAGGAGGCCCAGGUGCAGGGCCCGCAGAGCCACCGAUUGGAGAAGAGGCUUUCUCACAGGCCCAGCCUUCGGCAGAGCCACUCUCUGGAUAGCAAAACUACCAUUACAAGUCCGUGGACUCUUGAGGUCAUCCCAUCCAGCAGCUGUGCUAAUCUUGAAACAGAGAGAAAUUUUGAUCCUCAGGCAGCCAGGAGAGAGAUUACUAGAUGGGAUGAGAAAGCCCUGAGGAGUUUCAGAGAGUUCUCUGACCUGAAAGGGGAAGAGGUUCUUCCCAGCCAGAAGGGACCAGGUAGUGUUCAGUCUAAGCCAGCAGCAAUCAGCCCAGUCACCCCAGUAGAGGGAAAGGAGCUCGGGCCGCUUCUUGGGCAGAGCAACCAGAUUAAGCAAGCUGGUGUUCCUGGGCUAGAAAAUAGCAAGGAGAGUUCACUUAGGGUUCAGGAUAGCACCUCACCUGAAGAAGACCCCCCAAAGUUACAGCUAAAGAGCACUGAGUGUAGCCCCUCAAAAGGGAAAAACCGGCCUUCUUCCCUCAACUUGGACUCUGCCAUUCCCAUUACUGACCUCUUCCGGCUUGAGAAUGGGGCUUCAUUUAGUUCACCUGGAAUGCAGCUCUGUGAAUCAGGAGACCCCAAGUUCACCUGGAUGACCUCAUCUCACUGUAAAGCAGACUCCUGGAAAGAUUACUCCCAGGAUACCCAGGACCUGGACCUUGUUGCUCAUGCCCUGACAGGCCGCCGUAACUCAGCUCCCGUGAGUGUGUCAGCUGUGAGAACCUCCUUCAUGGUCAAAAUGUGUCAGGCCAGGGCAGUGCCAGUCAUCCCACCCAAGAUUCAGUAUACACAGAUCCCACAGCCCCUGCCCUCUCAGAGCACAGGGGAGAGUGUGGCUCAGCCUCUGGAGAGGAGCCAAGAGGAAUCCAGCUCAACUAGUGGGACCUCUCAGAAAUCUGCCAAAGGUGAUUCUCCCUCCUCCCUGGAAAGCCCAAGGGAAGAGAAACCAAAGCAAGAUACAGGAGCCAUAGCAUCCUCACGGAUGGAUACCACUGCAUCCUGCAUUUGUGAGGGACCCACCCUUUCUCCAGAAUCAGACUUAUCUAAUCUCCUCUCCACCCAAGACGCAGUAGUGCAAUGCAGAAAGCGCACAUCAGAAACAGAGCCAUCUGGGGACAACCUUCUUUCCUCAAAAAUAGAGCGACCAUCUGGGGGUUCUAAGCCUUUCCACAGGUCAAGGCCAGGAAGACCUCAGAGCCUAAUCUUAUUCAGUCCUCCUUUCCCCAUCAUGGACCACCUGCCUCCCUCAUCCACAGUUACAGAUUCCAAGGUCCUGCUGUCUCCUAUCAGAAGUCCCACUCAGACAGUUUCCCCUGGCCUUCUUUGUGGGGAGUUGGCAGAAAACACAUGGGUCACACCAGAAGGGGUUACACUUAGGAAUAAAAUGACCAUCCCUAAGAAUGGCCAAAGACUAGAGACCUCGACCAGCUGUUUUUACCAGCCCCAGCGGAGAUCAGUAAUUCUGGAUGGAAGAAGUGGGAGGCAAAUAGAAUGAUCAGUUCAGUUGCUGGUGUCUGAAAAAAAACAUCAUGAUUCAUCUGGAAAUUAUUACAGGGCCGACUUGCCAUUUUCCAGCACAGAUUAUCUAACUUUGGACUUAUUUUGGCCUCUGACUUCUCUUUUUUCAGCCUUUUGACUAUUCACUAAUUAAUCCUUUUACCAGAAGAGUGUCAAGGAAAGGACCAAAAGGUGAAAUUUAGAUAAGUCUGUAUGAUCAAGUGGGAAAGCUUAGGUAAGGAAUGAGGGAAUUCUUGCUUCCAAUGAAAUUUGGGGUCUCAUAUGUAAGCUGCAUUACUCCCCUACUACCAUUACCUAUACUGUUGAGAGCUGGCUAUAGUAAUUGUCUUUUGCGAAAAAGAAAAAUCCUUUGCAGGUUUGGAAAAUGCUAUUGAGAUUUGAAGGCCUUCUCUUUAUUUCAUGCUUUUUACUGCUCUUUAAAGCAUAUGUUCUUAAAUCAGUUUUCUAAUAAGCUUUGAAAAAGUGAACUAUCCAAAAUAGAAGCAGAUUUGGAAAUGCAAACUAAUGUGCAUUUAGAUAUCCAAGUGGGUAAACUCACCCAUGCUCUUUCCCUGGAAUCCCUGCAGAUCUGUCAAAGAUGACUCCAUAUACCAGCAUAGAAAAUCAGAAUCUAUAAGUCAGGAGCAAACCCUGAGACUGGCACAAACUACAGACUUUCUGGUGCAUUUCAUUUGGGACCCUACUUGCCACUGUUCUGAAUUCUGAUUUAUAAAUCCAGUAGCUGGCCAAGUGAGGACUGAGCUGAGGAUUUUCUUAAUGAAAUGAAUCAAAAUUUUCAUGUAUGCAGUUGUGAAGUGAAGGUAUCAUCCUCCUUAAUAAUAUCAGGGUGUAAGCACCCAAUGUCAUCAUAGAGAAAAGCCCCACACAAAGCCUACACUGUGAACUUAAUGUAUUUAAGUUGGUGAGCAGGAAACACUUCCUGCUCAGCCUUACUCUUCUUCCAUACUGGGCUGGGCCCAGCAGUACAGGAAGGGAGGCAAGGAGGAAUCCUAGCAGAGUGGACAUCACUACCACUCACUCCCCUCCUUGAAAAUGUAUUUCAUUUUAGACAGUGGGUCCCUUCUUUUUCCCUCUCCCUAUAUUGUUUCAGAUUUGAGGCAUGUGUCUCCCUUCCAUAAUUCUCUUCAUCCACCAUCUAAGGCCCUCAAACUUGCUCUUCCUUCUGUCUGGAUGCAAGCAGAAGCAAUAAACCAAUCUGAUUUUCUUUCAGUUGUUUGGAAUUUUUCAUGGUUCUUUGCAUUUCAGAUGGAGGAAGGAGAACUAAUAUACAUGCUGGCAGAAUUUUGGUUCUCCCCUCCAAAAAAAAGGCUUCAUAGGGCACCGUUUCUCAGAUUCAAGCCUCGCUGAAUUCUAUCCAGAAGCUCAGUUAUUGCAGACAUUUCUCUGAAGGCUAGCAGUGACUCUGGGCAGAACCCAUAGCCAAGGCUACAGCUGGUCUGGGCUGGGGCUGAGUUGAAUUCACCUUCUCCAAUGAGAAACUGGAAGCUGAUGCCUUGCACUGACCGCUCUCUUUUCUCUCUCUCUCUCUCACCCCUUCUCUCCCUGACAAAUCUGAGAGUUUUGAAAUCUUUCCUGUGCCUUUUAAGCCAGGUCUGUGGCAAGGGUAACUUUAAGUCAGCUGAUGAGCUCUGCUUUCAUGUUGAGAUGAGUGAGAAAAGAGAGCCAUCAAAGGGGGCUUCAGUGAGUGCUUUUGCUUUCUCUCUGGGUGAGCAAGACAUGGGACCAAUAGUUAGUGAGAUAUCAACUUAUAAGAAACGUCCUAGAACAUAGCAUUUUACUCUAGGCAAGCAAGGUGAAGAAACAUGGUGGUGAAAGAUGAGAGAGGCCAUGUCCCAUAAAUAAGAAAAGCACAUUCCUACCUUAUCAGGAAAUAUGGCAGAUAAAUUGUAUCUGUUCCAGUGUACUUCUGGUGUCUAUGCUUUGAUAAGGACCAAAUUCUAGGCAUUGAGAGGGAAAGAAUUGCACUUCACCAACCAUCAGAACUCUGAGCCAAGUAAUGAAAUAUUUAAACUACUUUAUGGUUGUUUUAAAUUUUUGUUUGUAAUACUUACAGGAUAUAUUUUUAUUUGGGGAUAGACUGAGAAGCCACCCUUUACAUAUUAACAAUUGACUUUAAUUGUAAGGGUUGAGAUGCCUAUGUUAGAUUUAUAAAAUGGCUGCCAUGUUCCUCUGACUGGCAUUUAUUUAUUGGAUCACCUUCAGGUGCAUGGGUAUACGGACGUCACCCAUGCAACACAACUGGCAGCUGUCUGGAGAUAUUCCCUACUGCAAGCUUGUCUAAUCAGUUAAUUCCAGAAGAGCUUGGAGGCGGACGUUCUGUGUCCUGCUGCUCCUCCUUAACUAUCUCACAUCCUGUCAAGGUCAGAAACAUAUUCAUAAAUUCCUGUGGGCUGGGCUAGCCUAGUGUUGAUGAAAUUCCAUUUCAUGGCAAAGAAAACUCAUAAUUUUCUCCCAAAGGUUCCCAAAAUGCCCUGGGAUUACCUAUUGGACCACCCACAUGGGCUCUGAAAAAUGAACUCCCUAAAAAUGGCUGGUUGGGAAUCAGAUUGCCUGUUUCCGAGUAGGGGAGGGGCAGGGCAAGUACUGCUGUUUUCAGGAAGAUCUGCCUGGUUCCCUGGAAAGGGUUACAGAAUCAAACUCUUCAAAUAUCAAUCCUCAAAAUGGGGGUGACUGAUUUGAAAUGUUGAUUUUGAAGUGAAAUGCAUGCAUGUUUUCUUUCAGUAUUAAUGACUGCUUAAAAAAAUAAUGACCCAUUUUUAUUUGCAAAAUGGCCCUUCCAGGCGAUGGUGGCGGCGGCUGCUUCUUCUUCUUUUUCUUUUUUUUUUUUUUUUUUUUUGCCAAAGUGGACUAGAGAGAAGGAAUAUGGUUUUAAUUCUCUGCUUCACUUGGAAUAUGAAGCAACUUGACCAAGAAUCUCAUCAAGACACUCUUAACCUAAUCUAAGUCUUAAACUUCAAAAUAUUAUCCAGGUCAAAAUUCAGGAUUUUGCAGACAUUAGAAAUAUACUGUCAUCCUCAUCAAAUAUUUGUUAAGAGUUAACAACAGUGCAGGGGGUACCUUGGUACUUCUAAAGUUUUGAGGAGUCAAAUGAAGAAGGGAGGAUGAUAUUAAAUGAAACAGCCCAUAAACAAUCAAGAGCAAGGUUGAAAACCAUUAACUGCCAAACAAAGGCAAAAAUGGGGGGAAAUAUAGCAACUAGCCUAUUUCAAUAGGAUUGUUAAUCGUAUUCAAGUGACCUACUGAUGUUACACAAUUAAACAUAAUUGUAAAUCCAGUAGACCAUACCAGUGAGACAAUGAGCUGUUGACAACUUUGCUUUGAUUUAAAAAAAUUAGAGAGUGGCCCAGACAUAGUGACAUGUGCCUGCAAUCCCAGCAACUCAGGAAGUUAAGGCAGGAAGAGCACAAGUUUGAGGCCAGCUUGGCCAAUUUAGCAAGAUCCUAUUUCAAAAAAUAAAAAGGGAUGAGGUCAGUGUAGCUCAGGGAUGUAGGGUGCCCCUAGGGUCAAUCCCCAGUAUUGCAAAAAAAAAAAAAAAAAAAGAGAGAGAGAGAAAAAAAAA
Urocitellus parryii (Arctic ground squirrel) is the source of this 8490-nucleotide messenger RNA. RefSeq names its product Rho GTPase activating protein 31 (gene Arhgap31). Gene Ontology annotation, molecular function: GTPase activator activity. The record is from RefSeq and is a predicted model, not a curated record. Gene Ontology annotation, biological process: small GTPase-mediated signal transduction. Lineage: Eukaryota; Metazoa; Chordata; Mammalia; Rodentia; Sciuridae. Gene Ontology annotation, cellular component: lamellipodium.